UGCUCUAAAAGUAGCGGGGAACUUCCGCUCCUCACAACUUUUUAUCAACUGUGUGCCCUUACUACUGAGAAACAGCCUAAUCAAGAUGUCUGGCAACAACGUGGAAGAGAAAGUGAAUCAUGCAUCUAACAGCAAAGGCAUCUCUCUUCCAAUGACUCGUGUAAAACUGAUCAUGAAAAGUUCUCCCGACGUCUCAAGCAUCAACCAAGAGGCUCUUCUCCUCACCACCAAAGCAACAGAACUGUUUGUUCAGCACCUAGCUCUCUCCUCGUUCAACAAUGGAUCAGGGAAAGACAAGACACUCUCGUACAGUGAUCUGGCCAAUACUGUUGAGGAGACAGAGACUUUUCAGUUUCUCACAGAUAUCCUACCAAAGAAGAUCUUGGUUCGGGAUUACCUGAAGCUUCUAGAGGAAAAUCCAAUUGAGGAAGCAGACAAUUGAAGCAACAACCCCUACAGCAAUAUUGGUUGUAUUGCUAGCAUGUAGUCUGUUGAAUCUUUUUCUCCAGCUCAUUCCUAAAGGAGACCACAUCCAUACCACUUCCAUGCAAUGGCAUUGUGUAGGCCUACAUCUUGAUCUCUGAGAUUUACUAGAGCAUAUUAUGUUUACCACAAUUAAGUUGCCCAGUCAUCCGGAUCCUGAGCAUCCAGUUUUGGGUCAGAAAGAAUCUGUAUGUGUAAUAACUACAGAUGAAGCGUUCAAAUCAUAAUUAUAUGUUGACCAUGUACUCGCCCUGGUUUUGAUACCAGCUGAUGCAAAUAGUGCAGUCACAGAGAUGAGGGCUUUCAUUUGUUUUGGGCAUUAUGUUUUACAGGAAACCUUGAAGCAAAGGGUGAACAGAUCAGGUGCAUUUGUAUUUAAUAUUUUUACAAUGUCUUCCAUACAAGCGAUGCAGUUCUCAGGUCAAAGAAAAUUUGGCUCAUUGGUUGUAUCCUUUUAUAAAGAGGAACACCUAUGCACAGUCUUUGCUAAUGCCGACUCUACUUGAUAUUUGACUUUUUAUUCCUUUUAUUCAUAUACUCAAUGAAAUCUGCAGAAAUAUAGACAUGCAAACCGAUUUCUUAUAGCAACAUUUGAAUAGGGUAUGUGACUAAGGAAUAUAGAAAGAGACUUUAGGUUUUUACUGUGUUUAGUGUGAUCUAUUUUCUAUACUAUUCAGUCACAAACAUAGGUAGUUUCAGUCCUGGGUGGCUGCAGGCAGCACUGAUUUAAUCUUCUCUUAUUUAAUUUUUUUGUAACAGCUCCUCUCAGAUUGUGAUGUAAGUUACGCUACAGUAGGCAUUGCCACAUUUUUUUGGUUUUCAUGUGACGAUUUCAUGUGAAAUCAUCAUACAGACUUAAUACUACAUUUAUUGAAUUAGUCUAAAUAUGCUACUGUGUGUUUGUGCAGUUGUACUACAAAGCAGGGUCCUGUAACUGCUAGCAUGUGCUGUCUCUAGAAUGGAAAGAAUGCACUGAACUAAGUAGCCUAACUGUCCAAUGAAAACCAAACUUUUAAAAAUUCAUAUUCUGUUAACUCAUACCCAAAUAAAUGUUGUUGACUCACCCUAUACUCAUAUGUGGCCAAAGCAUAAAUUGAAGAAAAAACACUUCAAAAACCCCACCUCAAACUUGGGAGAAUCUCAAUUGCAUACUCCUCGCAUCCUCUUCUCACCUUCUCAAAUUCCAUUGGAUGAGAAAGCCAGAGGUCCAGCCCUGUUGACCUUCUCUUCCAAUGGGUUUUGAGAAGGGAGAGAGGACACGAGGAGUAUGCAAUUUAGAUUAUAUCUCAAACUGAUGUUUAAAAAAAUACUUGUUAUUUCCUCAGAGGAUGAUGUCAUCCUCAGGAGGAUGAGCUGGCCAAUCUACUUGCACCAUUCUGUUGUUGGGGUACUUGAAAUAACAUACAUAACCAUUUUUUGGAAGGAAAACAAUCACUCAUAUUGUAGAUAUGUCAUAUUUAAUAGAAAUCAGGAAACACUGGACAGUUACAUUAACAGCUGUGAAUAUAUUUUCUACAAGAGUGAAUAACAGCAAUUUCGUUCCACCUUGUAUAUUUUUGUACCUUAGCUUUGUUAAUGAAAAUAAAAUCCUGUUCAUUCUA
Coregonus clupeaformis (lake whitefish) is the source of this 2084-nucleotide messenger RNA. RefSeq names its product chromatin accessibility complex protein 1. Bases 86 to 442 code for a protein of 118 amino acids. Gene Ontology annotation, molecular function: protein heterodimerization activity. Lineage: Eukaryota; Metazoa; Chordata; Actinopteri; Salmoniformes; Salmonidae. The transcript has 3 exons. Gene Ontology annotation, cellular component: CHRAC; nucleus. The record is from RefSeq and is a predicted model, not a curated record.